AUGUAUCCUAACAUCUCAUAUGCGCUUCUGUCGGCGGCGCUCAUCGUGCUAAGUAUGGUGCAUCUCAUCCUGCUUACCGUUCACCGCCCCCAUCCUCACUGUUUGUCUGAGAUAUCAAUCUUCGUUCUCUUUAUCUGCGUCAAUGCUGUUGUCAUUGGCAUUGGUCUAUCAGGCUUAAGGCGCGGGGAUACGCCGGCAUUUUACUAUCCCUUGGGAAUAUGUACAGCAUUCCCGCUAGCCCUAGAGAUGAUCCGGCAGACCAAAAUCCAGGCUGGACCACUUAGGAACGCCCUGCUGCGUCGAUUAUUUCUAGGAUAUGGUUUUCUGUCCCCGGCGGUAAAGCUCGGGUUGAUCUUAUGCUCGGCCGCCUACGAGGCGUCGGUGAAAGGUACAGCUGUGGUCGUGUCUAUCGACUACACGGUACUUGUGAUUGCCGGUCUGCUUUUUUGGCGCGGAAUUCGCGGUAUACCAUCUCAGGGCCCCGUAAUCCGUGAAGUUACAAUCCAUGCACUUCUUGUUCUCGUAACAGCAGGGUUUGCCGCAGGUGGACUCGUCCACGAUUGGCCCCUCUGGAUCGAAGCGAUGUUGAUUAUCACUAUUAGUGCCUAUAUGGCUCGAAAUAUUUCCACUCAUUCUGGCAAACCGGGGAACACUGUGCCGUUAGCGAACUUCACAGACAACACAUCCGAUUUAGGCCAGCUCAGCCCCCACCAAGAAAGUCGUUCUGCUCGCCUCCCUUUCAUGACCGAGGAAAGCUAUACACAACUAGACGAGGUUCGGACGGCUCGCCCUGAAUCAGCACAUCUGAAAAUUAAGACGGUGGCCUCAAUUUACUAUCCGAACCAGCCAAUCUUGGAAACGGGCAUAUUUACUGUAUUAUGUGAGGGAUCUGAGGGGGACUAUCGGCGGGACCUGCGAUAUGAUGAAUUGACUGCUUGUAGCGACGGGAAAGCUGCGCUUCAAUCGUACCGGCUAGGCGCAAUUGCACUCCCAUCUUACAAAUCUCGAAUCCCCACGGGUUCGCCUGUUGUCGCGUCGGGCUCAUCUGAGUAA
Molecule: messenger RNA, 1053 nt
Organism: Histoplasma mississippiense
Lineage: Eukaryota; Fungi; Ascomycota; Eurotiomycetes; Onygenales; Ajellomycetaceae
Exons: 7
Coding region: 1-1053 (350 amino acids)
Source: RefSeq, a predicted model, not a curated record